This is a messenger RNA of Rhineura floridana, 4220 nucleotides long. It is a transcript of the gene SFXN3, whose product is annotated as sideroflexin 3. The coding region runs from base 161 to 1129 and encodes 322 amino acids. Gene Ontology annotation, biological process: serine import into mitochondrion; monoatomic ion transport. The record is from RefSeq and is a predicted model, not a curated record. The transcript has 11 exons. Gene Ontology annotation, molecular function: monoatomic ion transmembrane transporter activity. Gene Ontology annotation, cellular component: mitochondrial inner membrane. NCBI's taxonomy places the organism in Eukaryota, Metazoa, Chordata, Lepidosauria, Squamata, Rhineuridae.
CCCAGGGGGUUGGGUGGGGGCCAUCCGCGUCACGAGCUCCUGCGCGCGCCGGCGGGUGCCUCCCUGUAUGCCCCACAGGCACCGAGUGCUGACUGCUGAGCAUCCUGCCGGGGUCCCAAGAUACCGAGAGGCAGCAGGUAUAGGAUGCAAGCGCUAGAAGAUGUCAGGGGAAGUGCCCUUGCACGUCAACAUCAAGGAGCCGCGAUGGGACCAGAACACCUUCACAGGGAGAGCAAAACACUUCUUCACGGUGACAGAUCCCCGCAACCUUCUGCUCUCUAGCAAGACCCUGGAAGAGGCCCGGAGGGUGAUUGAGGAUUACAGGUCAGGGAAGGUGUCCCCAGGACUAACUGAGGACCAGCUAUGGCGGGCAAAAUACAUCUAUGAUUCAGCUUUCCACCCAGACACUGGCGAGAAGAUGAUUCUGAUUGGACGAAUGUCUGCCCAGGUGCCCAUGAACAUGACCAUCACUGGAUGCAUGCUCACCUUCUACAGGACAACCCCUGCUGUAUUAUUCUGGCAAUGGGUGAACCAGUCAUUCAACGCCAUUGUCAACUACACUAACCGGAGCGGGGAUGCUCCCAUCACUGUCACCCAGCUGGGCACUGCCUAUGUCAGUGCUACUACUGGAGCUGUGAUCACGGCACUGGGGCUCAAGUCCCUCACCAAGCAUCUGCCAUCGAUCAUCGGACGCUUUGUGCCUUUUGCAGCUGUGGCAGCUGCUAACUGUAUUAACAUACCAUUAAUGAGGCAGAGGGAGCUCAAGUUUGGUAUCCCCGUUACAGACGAGAAUGGGAAUCGGCUGGGUGAGUCAAAGGCGGCAGCUCAGCAAGCCAUCGUACAGGUGGUGGUGUCUCGAAUUGGCAUGGCUGCCCCUGCCAUGGCCAUCCCUCCCGUGAUCAUGAAUGCUCUGGAGAAGAGAGCAUUUUUGAAGCGGUACCCUUGGCUGAAUGCACCUCUGCAGGUUGGACUGGUGGGCCUGUGUUUGGUGUUUGCUACCCCCCUUUGCUGUGCUCUGUUCCCUCAGAAAAGUUCAAUGAUGGUGAGUCGCCUGGAACCUGAAGUCCAAGCUGUAAUCAGGGAGAACAACUCUGACAUUCAGGUUGUCUAUUUUAAUAAGGGGCUCUGAAAGAGACUUCCUCAAGCUGCCCUGGUUUGGAGCAAAAAGACAAGAAAGAAGAGGAACCAGGGAUCCGGUGCUCCUGAGGAGGAAUAUACACUUUGUAAUAGUACAAUCCCUUUUAUUAUGCUGCUUUCUUAUUGGCUGUCAAGUUAUGGCAGGUCCUAUGUAACCUUCCUGAGUUCAAGUGAACCCUAGGGGUAGAUAGUAAUGUGGCAAUGUGGCUGUCGCAGUUAUGUAUAUUCAUACUCUGAACAAAGCAGAAACAUUCCAGUUGUGACCCAGUUAGGUGUCAGGACCAGAGGAGUCCUUAAAGCAAAGCCAAAUCCCUACAUUAUGCAUAAUUCCACAAUGGUAUGUGGAAAGGUGUGUGUGUAUGUGUGUAUGUGUGUAUUUCAGUUCCCCAUGUGAUAAUACCCUAAGAAUGAUCAUCUUGAAAAGAAUUUUGGGACAAGAGAAUCUAUAGAAUGCCUUGAAUCUCUAUAUGGAAGGCAACUUGCUAUCAUGUUCAGUUGAAAUAUCAUGUAUUCAUUGCUAAAGAAGGUCAUGCUUCUAUAUAUGAGCAUUAUGUAUUUUUGCAGUAUGUACAUGCUUCAGAUAGUAUAAUGUUUUUGCUCCAAACAACCUUUAUUUUUACAAGCUAUUUUAAUACUUCGGCAGCAAACUUCUGAGUGAAUCACUUAUGAGAAUGACAGUACAUGCAGCCUUAAAAACACAAAAACCAUGAUGCUGGGUAAUCGUUAAUCAAAUAGGCAUGUGGGAAAGUAUCCUGUGUCAUUUAUGCAAGCUAGCGACUAACUAUAUUAAGAGAAGGUCUGGUAAACUAGAACCAGCUUAAAUUCAAACAGGCAGGUGAGUUUUCUAUCAGAAAACUACUAUUCAGAACUGAGCACAUGCUUAGAAGGGGAAGCAUCGUUCCGAUAUUACAGGGGUGGAAUCAUGGAGACACGUGAAAAUCAGGUGGUGGAAUCAUGCCCUUUCUCUGCCCCUUGGAAAUUAUAAAAUCUCAUGUAAAGCAGGAAGGGAUGUGCCUAUAUAUGCAGAGGCUUUAUCCCCUUAUGUUUUGCUUAAUUAUUUUAGCAUAACAAUAGCAACAUUUCAUUACUUAUUUGUACACAAGUGUGUCUUGGUUAAAAGAUAAGGUCCAGGGGCCGUUGACAGACAUAGUGUUCAAAUGGAGCAUCACUCUUGCCAGCUGAUUUUGUGACACUGUCUUCUAUUUAAUUGGGUCAGGCAAAGGGUGUGACAGCAGCACCCUCAAACCCAUGAUGCAUGAUGGUCUUGUUUCCAAACUGAGAAAGAAAUCUGUUUUCCUUAUCCUUUCCCCACCCCCUCAAUAUCUUUAUCAGUACCCAUGUUUCUUAGCACAUAUAUUGUUGCACCAAGUGAAUAUUUACUUGGGGAAACUUGUGCAAUAAGGAUGUUCCUUGUAUUCAUUUGUCAGGUAGAAAAUGUGUCACUUCUAAUUUAGAAAAUAAGUGACAAUCUUUGGUGCAUGUAGUUGUGGCUGAAUAUUGGUACACAUAAGUAUCUUUCAUCUAAUUUGUACCUGUGCUUUACCAGAAGAGUUGAGACAACUUUAUGGUUGUAUAUGGGAAGCCAUGUCUGCAUAGAAACUCCUGGGUUGCUGGUUUGAUGCUUUACUGCUAAACCAGGAUUCACUAGCAGUGUACAUCAACCAAAGAUUUGGUUUAGAUCCCAGUUCAUUGUUUGGAAAUUAGCCCAAUUUGGUAUGACAGUUUGGAGACUGCUUCUUUGCCUUGGCACCAUAUCAGUACACUGAUCUGGGAAAAAUGAAAGUUUGUGUCUUCCCAUUGACUAUCAUGAGGAAAUCAACAAAUUGCUAUAAUUUUAUUUUUAACAGAAUUGAGUGAAAUUUGCAGGCAUAGCAACCCCUUCUAAGUGGACGAGGCCUGCCAAAUGCCAGGCAAAUAGAUGCAGGGAUUUUUUGUGUGUGCACUGGACUCCCUUCAGCCCCUUCCCACUCUGACAUUAUAUGGAAAGCUUGGGGAGAGAUGUUGCCAUUUUUGCAGACACACUGCUGGCAGUUCUGUUUUGGCUCUAAAUCUCUGAAUCGCUCUCAAGGCUCUGGGAGGACCAGAUUCAGUUUGGAGCAAUUCAGAGGUAGCCUGCUUCACUUUGGAGAAGCCAUGAGUCUUUGUGAAUCAGCACUCGGUACCCAAUGGAGGUAAUAUGUAGGCAGCGAGAUUUCUGCAGUAUUCCUCUGUAUUGGCUAUGGCAUUGUAAUCCCCAAAUCCUUCUGUCUGCCAUGUAGACUUAAUGGAUCAAUGCAAAGAUCAGUAGAUUUGCAUGUAGUGAUCAGAUGCACUGAAUCAGCGCCUCUUUACACAAUGAGAGUUAUUGGGUGGAUAUGCCCCAUGAUACCCACUUAAGUGUUUAUAAAAAUCAAAGGCCAAAGAGAGGAAAAAGUGAAUUCUCUUUGCUGAUUGUUUAAAGGAUAACAUGCUCUACAUCAGUGUACAUGCCUCUAACCCAUGCCUCUCUAUAUGCUGCAAAUCUAGCAUCAAAUAUCAUUUGGUUUGAAAGUUUAGUUGAAGGUCAUUUUUGCCACUGACUUCAUCAUCAUCAGGGUUCCUAGGAAUUAUUUGACUUAAGCACCACAUACUCACACUAAAAGCUAAAUUGGAACUGAUGUGCAUUAUGACACAUGAUGUUUGCUUGCAAAAUGGCAUAAAGAAUGUUACUGGCCAGAACUGCCAUCUAUAAAGGUGGCUGAAGGUCAGCGGCUUAAUCCACUUUUCUGUACUUUUCAUCCCCGGAGCAAAUCAUUUAUUUUAAUCUGAGCAAAACUGCCUGGGUUUGUUUGCUUGGUUCCUUUAUAAAUGUCAUUUUUGCUGGAGCCUCAGAGUGCCAUCAGAGGUUGGUAUACAUGCUCUUUAUCGCACUCUUAAUGAGACUUCAUGUGAACCAAUUCUUACAAGCUUAAAAUGGAUUGAGUCAUUUUUUUUCUUUUACUGUGUUGGGUUAUAUUUCAGGCUUAUUUUACCAAACUUAAAACUAUGUUUUCCCACAGGAAUCCACACUGAUUCCAUGUCAUACCUCCUGUAUAGCUUUAAAUAAAGCAACUGUUUCCAAAUAA